CUUGGUUCCUUUUUGACUCUCUCUCUCUCUCUCUCUCUCUCUCUCUGGGUGUUUCACACACACACACUACUCUUUUCUUCUAUAAAACCAAGGGUUCUUUUAAAGUUUCCCUCAAUCUCUGCCUUUUAUUCUGUGUCAUUAUUCUUCCCUAAUUAAGCUUCUAUCCAUUUGUCUUCGGUUAGAGAAACUCCAAACGGCUUCCCUUAUGGCUGACGCCAAAGAUUCCUCCAUGGUGGAUUCAAACGCCCCAAACUCAUCAAUCUCACAUCACAACACUUUCUUCAUGACUCACAGCAACAUCCUCAGAAUCCUAGCCAUUGCUCUUUCAGCAGCUUCAAUCGCCGUCACAACCACCAACAAAGAAACCGUUGUCCUCUUCACCAUGCUCUUCGAUGCCCGCUUUUAUUACUCAUCAUCCCUCAAAUUUUUUGUUGCUGCAAAUGCGGUGGUCUGUGCCUUGUCUGUGGUGACACUGAUAAUGAACUUUCUGCUGGGAAAACAAGCAUCACAGCGAAAAGAAUACUAUUUAUUCCUAUUUAUUCAUGAUAUAUUGAUGACGGUGUUGUUGAUGGCUGGAUGUGCAGCAGCAACAGCCAUAGGAUACGUGGGACAAUUUGGAGAGGAUCAUAUGGGAUGGCUGCCAAUGUGUGACCAUGUGCGCAAGUUCUGCACAACAAACUUGAUUUCUGUUGUGCUUUCUUAUUUGGCCUUCUUUGCAUAUUUGGGACUCAAUAUUUUAACUGCACACAGGUGCAUUUCAUUUGCGCCUAAGAAUUAAUCAUAUAGAUAGAUACCAUGAGUCAUGUCAUGUCUGACCAAACAGGCUCUACUAGAUUAUAAAGAAUAUUAUAUAAUCUAGUUGAGGUUUUAUUUCAUGUUAUGUAUCUAUCUGUUGCUGAAAUUUCAGUUUCGUCUAUGGUUUUAUUAUCAUUACUACAACAGCGCGCGGUAUAGGAAAACAUAUUUACAACUCAUAAUGGUGAUUUAUGACUUGCUUUUAAUAAAAUGUCGUCUUGC
Molecule: messenger RNA, 1017 nt
Organism: Gastrolobium bilobum
Lineage: Eukaryota; Viridiplantae; Streptophyta; Magnoliopsida; Fabales; Fabaceae
Product: CASP-like protein 1F2
Exons: 3
Coding region: 206-778 (190 amino acids)
Source: RefSeq, a predicted model, not a curated record